GUUUCCCCGCCCCGAGCUACACGAAAGUUUUACGAGCUGCAUAUUCAAAGAUUUACCGUUAACGUUAUAUCUACGAACGAUUACAAGCGUAGCGCGGCGAAUUUCUCACGAGGCUUAUCGAGAUACACUUCGUCUGCUGUUUACAUUAAAUUAUUCUCAAAAACCCCAGAUGUUUGCCCCUGACGAAACCGGGCGUUCGGAGUCGCCUCAUCCGGAUUUACAAAGAACUGUUUGCGGAUCCUGCGCUGUUUGCAAAGUGCAUCUAAACUCCUUCGCAGAGCCCAAACUUCUGCCUUGCCUGCAUAUAUUUUGUAAUACUUGCCUUACAAAGACCUGCACGCAUGGAGUUACUCACGAUUGUCCCUUAUGCGCGCAGUCCUUCUGCUUGUCUGAGGUCACGGAGUGUGCCAUUUUCGAAGACACCUCUAACAAUAACAAGGUCCCCAAGUGUGCCGGGUGUGAAGAGAGUGAGGUUAGCGGGUGGUGUGUCCAGUGUGAGGAGGCCCUGUGUUUGGACUGUACAUCGGCUCAUCGUAGGGUAAAAGUGACCCGGGACCAUGAAGUCACACCCAAAAAACCUCCCACAGGUUGGACACAGAGAAGACGCUGUCCCUCACACACUCAGGAGAGCUUGAGGUUCUUCUGUCUCGUUUGUGAAGAGCUCACCUGUAAGGACUGUCAGCUGAUCUCUCAUAGAGGGCACAGUUUUGUACAGCAGGAAGAAGCUGUGGGAUCUCAAAGACAGCGGCUGCAGAGUUUUUUGGACUCAAUCAGACAUCAGAAAGAGACGGUCAGCAGCAGCUUGGUGCACCUAGAGGCAAGGUUGCAGGAAAUUACGAGUAUAAAAGUGGCAGCAAAGAAGAUGAUGACCCGCAUAGUCCACUCCAUUUAUCAGACUCUGGUUGUAAAAGCUGCACAGAUGUUAAAGGAGGUAGAGGCCCUGUAUAUGGAGGAGGUGGGGUGUUUGUUGGAGAGGAAGACAUCUCUGAACCGGUUGGAAGGCUGUCAGGACUACAUAGCAGCUUUUAUUGAAAAGGUCUUACACAAAGAGGGUCACUGUCUCCUGAUCCACACAAAAAGAAUUGAGACCCAGGUGAACAAGCUUCUGUCCCAGAAGGCAUGCACCCCUGAGAACAUGAUUGAACUGCAUAUUCAAAUUCAGAAUGAACUCUGUCAGCACAUCAUGAAAUGUGGAUUUUUGAAGAUUAAAAAGGUUAUUGUUCCAUUUACCUCCCAGAGUACUGGUUCCACUUGUUUAAAAUCGGAGUCUGUGAAAACCUUGAAUCAAAAUACCUUUGCCCCAUAUAUUCCUCAGUCUGCUCCUAAAACUCACAUGAAUUCUUCUCCAUCUGAAACACACAAUAUCUCUGAGUCAGCCAAAUGUAGAAAGUCUUAUUGCCCUACCUUGCAGGUCUCUCAUACAGGCAUACUCAACCAUCCAAUGCCAAUUUCAGUCAACAACCAAACCCCCGUAACAGCUCAUCCAAUACCAGCCAACAACCAAUCGUUCAUACCAACUCAUCCAGUGCCACCCAACAACCAAACUUCCAUAACAAUUCAUCCAGUACAAGCCAACAAUCAAACACUUGCACCAACUCAUCCAAUACCAGCCAGCAUCCAAACACCCGUACUAUUUAAUCCAAUGCCAGCGAACAACCAAACACCCCUACUUACUCAUCAAAUGCCAGUCAGUAACCAAAAACAACCAAUUUCAGUCAACAACCAGACACCUGAAACAACUCAUCCAAAUCCAGCCAAUAGCCAAACAAUUGGACUAACUCAUCCGAUGCCUGCUGACAACCAGACACCUCUACUAGCUCAUGAAAUGCCACUCAACAACCAAACACACAUACCAAUUCAACUAAUACCAUCCAACAACCAAACACCUAAAACAACCAAUUCUAUACCAGCCAAUACCCAAAUACCUGUAUCGACCCAUUCAGUGCUAGCCAACAACCAAACACUCGUACCAACUUAUCCAAUACAAGCCAACACACAAAUACCCAUAUUAGUUCAUCCAAUUACAGUCAACAACCAAUCAACCAUACUCACUCAUUCUGUACCAGCUUACAACCAAACACUCAUACUGACCCAUCCAUUACAAACCAAUUUCCUGGGGCCUGGACAUUCUUUAUCUGCGCAACCAAAUGUUCCAUUAACUGUCCUUUCAACAAUAAACACACUUUCUUUAAAUGAUGCUACUGCAAUCUCUAAUGUCCUUCCUGUAAACCCAAUGCCUUCUACCCCCGUUGAUGGCAACAACAGCCUACAGUCUAGAAGGGGCACAUACAAUAGCUCUAACCUCCCAGUCAAGGCCUUGGCUGAUUCCGCCUGUGAUCAGGAUUCAGGUGUGAGCAGCACGAAUUUCACCGAUACGGAUCAUCUGGAGAGCAGCUUGCCCACCUCCCUUUUGUCAGAGGCAGCUCCCAGAGAACCUUCACCAGAUCCUGGCCACUCCGCUGGCCCAUCCAUUAUUCACCAAGACUCUCUUUCCACCCCCAUCACCACCACAGAGAAAUGUUUGAGUCAAGCUCAAGACUGUCAGUCAUCCAGCAAGAACUACUCUGGACCACAACACUGGAGCACUGGCAUGCCGACAACUUUCCGUCAGCUCGUGGAAGCAACGUGCAUACCUGUCAGGUCAAAAGACAAACUGAUCACAACACCUUCAGAGAAUUCAACUCCUUGUAGCACAUCAGAAGACCUUAAUGGGGAGAGGGCGACUCACAACAAGACUGUCCAAAGUACUUUUGACUACAGGGAGGCAACCAAAGAAGACAACAAAUCUGCAGUCACCGUGGAACACCUCAGGAGACAAAUCAAACAAUGCAAGAGGUCUCUACGUGUUUCUCUUGUGCGUCUGCCCAUCUCUCUGCCUCCAAGUGGACAGCCACUCCCAGAGUUCCACCUUACUGCCGUUACCUCCACAGAUUAUAUCUUAGUGCAGGAAUCCCAGGGAGGACAGGUUAACCAGGUGUGGAGAUGGUAUGAAGAUCCAAUACCAUCUGGAUCCUCUUCUUGCUCUGUAUCUCAAGACAGCGACAGCUCCCCGGCAUCUGACGUGGAGUUCUGUGCCGUGUGUAUGUCUGCAGGAGCUGCACUUCUUUGUGCAAAAUGUGGAUGUGCUUUUCACUUUGACUGUCACAUCCCACCAAUUCUCACAAAACCUUGUAAGGGUUGGGUGUGUUUGCUAUGUCAGGAUGUAAAUGAGACACUCGUUUAUGGCAGUGAGGAGAUGAGGACACCUAGUCUGAGUCUGCAAGAUCAAAGAAAGUGUGAGAAGCUUGUUUUUGGUCUCCUGUGUGAUGAGAACAAGAGCCUGCUCUACAGCGCCACCAAGAAUCACUCAAAAACAGCCGAAUUUGAGAUAAUACUCGGCCGACUCCUGGGGAAACGGAAGCCGCCUUAUCGGACUGCAGCUGAACUGGUGUCAGAUGUUUGGACUCUCUUUGACCUCUUGAUGAUGAACUCUGAGAGGAAAAACUUGGUUGUCAAACUUCAAAAAUCUUUCCAGCAACAGCUGAAUGAAUCGUUUGGGGAGAGUCUCCAUGCUUCUCUCUUGAAUCACUCCUGCAGCAAGGAUUCAGAGACAGAGACUGAACGAGAGAAGCACAGAAACACGUUGAAACGCAUGAGAGAGUUUUUCAUGGCAAACUCCGGUACAGCAGCAAAGAAAUCCUGCAUUGAUGAAGGGAACGAGGGAGACGGCUGUUAAACGCUGAAGUGCAUCAGUCAUUACUUGCUUUUUGAAAUUUGCAAAAAUACUUCUGUCUUCUGUUGUGAAGAGGGAACCAGAUCAUGUUCUAUUUACUGGAGUAGAUUUAGCUUUGCCUUUUAAGAUGUGUAAUAAUAAACGUAUUAUUUCAUUCAAA
Molecule: messenger RNA, 3872 nt
Organism: Puntigrus tetrazona (Sumatra barb)
Lineage: Eukaryota; Metazoa; Chordata; Actinopteri; Cypriniformes; Cyprinidae
Gene: trim33l
Product: tripartite motif containing 33, like
Exons: 17
Coding region: 170-3715 (1181 amino acids)
Biological process (GO): positive regulation of DNA-templated transcription
Cellular component (GO): nucleoplasm; chromatin
Molecular function (GO): zinc ion binding; ubiquitin-protein transferase activity
Source: RefSeq, a predicted model, not a curated record